AUGGAUGGAAUGAAUGCAAAGAAAACCGUCUUCGUCACUGGGGCAACGAACAGGCCAGACAUUAUCGACCCGGCAUUGCUCAGGCCUGAACGACCCAUCUCUAAGGAUAUUGACCUUGCAGCUCUUGCCUGUUAUACACAAGGUUUUAGUGGUGCAGAUGCCUGCAAGUAUGCCAUUAGAGAAAACAUUGAAGACGUAAGAGGUUUUCUCCUGCUAGAGAUAUUGAGAGGGAGAGAGAGCCCAGAAGCCAUGGAAGAGGAUGGCAUUGAGGAAGAGGUACAAGAGAUAAAGCCAGCUCACUUUGAGGAGUCAAUGAAAUAUGCCCCGCAGAAGUGUGAGCGAUUCAACCAUCAGGAUACCAACAACACUGCAGGAGGAGCUCCAUUUUCUUCAGCCACAGCUGCUGCACCUGCAGAUGAUCUGUACAGCUGA
Prunus armeniaca (apricot) is the source of this 432-nucleotide messenger RNA. NCBI's taxonomy places the organism in Eukaryota, Viridiplantae, Streptophyta, Magnoliopsida, Rosales, Rosaceae. The record is from the annotation of a GenBank genome assembly.